AUGGGGAUACCCGACUCCCAAAUUAUUUUGAUGUUAGCUGACGACAUUGCAUGCAAUCCAAGAAACGCUUUCCCUGGCACUGUAUUCAACAACAUGGACCAGGCUAUCGACCUAUAUGGAGACGACGUUGAAGUCGAUUAUAGAGGCUACGAGGUGACUGUGGAAAACUUUAUACGGUUGCUUACCGAUAGGUGGGACGAGAACCACCCUAGAAGCAAAAGGCUUCUCACAGACGAGAAUUCGAACAUUUUUAUUUACCUAACCGGACACGGCGGAAAUGAGUUUCUUAAGUUCCAAGACGCAGAGGAGAUUGGGUCCUGGGAUCUUGCGCACGCCUUUCAGCAGAUGUACUCGAAGAAACGUUACAACGAGAUCUUCUUCAUGAUCGACACUUGCCAGGCAAACACAAUGUAUGAGAAGAUCUACUCACCCAAUGUGUUGGCAGUUGGAUCGUCACGAAUCGACGAGUCUUCGUACUCUCACCACUCUGACUUGGACGUGGGUGUCGCCGUCAUCGAUAGAUUCACAUACUACACUCUUGACUUUUUAGAGAAGAUUGAGAAGAACUCCAAUGUCACGAUGGACAAACUCUUUGCUGAGUACACCUUUGAAAAUGUUCACUCAAAUCCAGGCAUACGAACAGAUCUCUUCCCCAGAGCGUUGAACGAGGUGCUUCUCACUGACUUCUUCGGCAAUGUGCAAGACGUCAUUUUGGAUGACGUAGAGCAGGGUAUUCUUGAUUAUAACCGCAGUAUUCCCAUCACUUCGAGUUCAAAGGAUGACUCAAGCGACUCUCAGGUUAUAGAGGCAAGCUUUAGUGAUGAGGACUAUCAUACUAAACAGUUACACCACGUCUCACAGAGGGAGGCCAAAGUCAUCACCGCUGUGUCUAUAGUAGCCCUUUGUCUACUAUGGACGUUUGCCAAACCCUAA
This is a messenger RNA of Candidozyma auris, 933 nucleotides long. It is a transcript of the gene GPI8, whose product is annotated as GPI-anchor transamidase. Gene Ontology annotation, biological process: proteolysis; protein localization to cell surface; attachment of GPI anchor to protein. The record is from RefSeq and is a predicted model, not a curated record. Lineage: Eukaryota; Fungi; Ascomycota; Pichiomycetes; Serinales; Metschnikowiaceae. Gene Ontology annotation, molecular function: GPI-anchor transamidase activity. The transcript has a single exon. Bases 1 to 933 code for a protein of 310 amino acids. Gene Ontology annotation, cellular component: GPI-anchor transamidase complex.